Messenger RNA from Osmia lignaria (orchard mason bee), 5680 nucleotides. Its product is annotated as intraflagellar transport protein 140 homolog. NCBI's taxonomy places the organism in Eukaryota, Metazoa, Arthropoda, Insecta, Hymenoptera, Megachilidae. Gene Ontology annotation, biological process: intraciliary retrograde transport. The record is from RefSeq and is a predicted model, not a curated record. Gene Ontology annotation, molecular function: protein binding. Gene Ontology annotation, cellular component: intraciliary transport particle A; ciliary basal body; axoneme.
CAGUAAAAGUACAACAAUUGAAAAAUAAUGUCGCUGUACUUUGAUAAGCGUGUACAAAAUCCGGAAACAGCAUCUAUAAGUACUCAUGCGAUUUGGCAUGCCAAUUAUCCCUUGUUAGCUGUUGCUGCAUACUCUCAAGAUAAAGGUGGCUUUGUUACUGUCUACGAUGAUCAAGGAGAGCCCUUACAGGAUGUGGAAUCACCUAGACAUUCGGUAUCACAGGUGACAGCUCUUGGUUGGCAUCCAGAAAGACGGUGGCUUUCAGCAGGAUGGGAAAGCGGAGAAUUGAAGGUAUGGCCAGGUGAUACUGGUAGCGUCGAAUUCAAUUUGAUAGUCACACCCCAUCGUGAUCCUAUUACAAUUCUGCAAUGGAGUCAGCAUGGAGGAAGAUUAGUAUCUGCAGAUAUAACUGGUUCUAUAGUUGGCUGGAAAAUUGACUCCAGAGGUCAAUUGCUGAUGAUGUUUCACCAUGAGCUAAAGGAUUCUUUUGCAGAAAUAGUAUUUAAAACAAUUCCACCAAAACCAGUGUUUGAUAUAAGUGGUUUAGCAAAAGCUGCAGUUGCAGGAGAUGAAAGAGCAUUAGAUAUAUUUAGCUCUUGGCGCCCUAGAACAGCUGCACCAACAGCAGUUGCAACUCAAAAAGAUAAUUAUGCAUUUUAUGUUGGGACCACCAGCGGCGUGAUAUACUUUGUCGAUAACCAGGGCCAGUGUACAGAAGUUCUUAACACAAAUGGUGCUGCAUUACAGUUCCUGUUGCACCAUCAAACUAGGGAUUCUAUUAUCAUUAUGACAGAUGGUUUGAAUAUAGGACAUUUUCAGGCAGACCCCAUUACUGGACGACUCGUUGAAUUAACAAAAGUGAAAUUUAGCGGUAGAUCCGAUGUAUCACGAACUGGUCCAGCACUUUGCUGGGCUGGUGGAAAUACUCUAGCAAUUCUAACAGGAGAAUUAGGUGUUCGUUGUUGGGAUCUUCAUACUGGCGACACUUACGUGCUGUCUCCGCCAGAUUUAUCUCCUGGAAAUAUUGCUACACCACAGGAGAUUUGUACUAGCAUAUCUUUCUGUAAAAGCAAUGGUACUUUGGCUGCUGGUACAAAUCUGGGAACAAUCUAUCUAUGGAAACGAAAAAUUGAAGUGGACUAUGACGAAAAUGGUUGGCUAAGUGUACCAGAAUCUUGUACCAUUCAUGGAACAGUGAAACAGCUUACAUGGGGUGCUACUUUAUUGAGGAAUCAAUUGCUUGCAGUUAAUUGCAUCACGAAUGUUUUCAUCUUACACCAACAACCAAUGUGUGCUGCAUACAAUGAUGGCGUUUGUGCCAGUCAACUCACUCCCACUCAGAUCUUAAUAGAAAUCGAUGACGUUUCUUACACUUUGAAAACUGAUAUUCAAGUACAACUGGUCGCUAUUAACAAAGAGUACAUUGCUGUUUCCUCGGGUAGGCAAAUGGUGAUUUACAGAAUGCACAGAGAUAGUUCUGUGAAUACUACCCUAGUCACAAGUUUCCAUUGCGACACAGAGAAACUCUUAAUGUACGACCACACUUUGAUCGUUCUGACUCCUCUAGUUAUACAAUUACGAUCGAUGGAAGGUACAGUUCUUCAGACGUUACCUACCUUACCAGAAGAAGGCGAACCGAUUACGAUGGACCUCACCGGACAAUACCUAACAGUUGCAUCUUUAAACGGUAUCUUAAAAAUCUGGGACUUGAGUAAAAGAGAAGCUAAGUUGCAUACCAGAGCAAUGGCAACUUACGAAGCGAUCAAUGACUUUGCUGAAAUCAUCGAGGCAAGGUGUAACAUGGACUGUCGUUUAGUGUCCAUUACAGUUGCUAUGACUAACUUGAUGCCUAGUUCAAUUCUGUACGUUUGGGAUAUAGAAAGCGAUCAGAUACACGAAUUCGAUUUUGCAGAAUCUAAUGAUAUCGAUGAAGACGAUAACAGUCUAGCUGUUAAAUGUAGAGGAAGAUUGGUAACUACUCAUUAUUGGGACGUGGAUGAUCCUAGACUACUAGUAUGUCGUGCUCAAAGAUUGGAUAGUCGAGAUUCUAAAUACUCAACAAAACAGACAAAUGGAAACGACUAUGACGUUUCAAAGGCUACUGUAGUCUUGGUGUCAAUAUUCGCCACAUCAGAUCAUGGGAUUGUCAUACAGGACAUAAAACCAGUUGCAGAUGAAAACUGUAGAGUACUGGGUGUUCAGACUCCGCAUAUCAUUAUUCUAAACUCAGAAAAAACUGCAGAAAGCAGUAGCAAGGUAAGGAAAGUGCUCAUGAGAGAUUUUGAGGAACUGGGUACAUGUGAUGCUGUUACAAAGAAAGCUGUACUAGACUUCAGCUUCCAUAUCAGUGUUGCUAAUAUGGAUGAAGCUUUCAAGGCGAUAAAGUCCAUAAAAAACGAAGGUAUUUGGAAGAGUUUGGCUAGAAUGUGCGUGAAGACAAAGCAGUUGAACAUGGCUCUUUUGUGUUUGGGGCAUAUGAAACAAGCUAAGGCUGCGAGGGCGCUUAGAGAAGCUAUGCAAGAUGAUAGUUUAAAUCUGGAAGCCAAGGUGGGAAUAUUAGCUGUUGAGCUGGGAUUAUAUAACGAUGCUGAACACCUUUUUCGCGAAGCGGAAAGGCUGGAUCUAUUGGGCAAGCUUCUGGAAGCUCGAGAUAAGUUUAAGGAAGCCAUAGAGUUGGCUAGAAACGAGAACAAAAUUCGCGAAAAGACGAGCUGUUACAAUUAUGCGAAAUCUCUUGAGAAGGAAGGGAAAAUAGCAGAGGCAAUAGAGAUGUACACAAAAGCGGAAUGUCAUAGAUUCGAAGUCCCAAGGAUGUUGCUCGUGAGACCAAGAGAACUCCUAGCGUAUCUUAAUAAUUCUGAUGAUCCAGAAAUUAAAAAUUGGCAUGCACAGUAUAUAGAAUCUACAGGAGACAUGGAGGGAGCGUUACGACUGUACGAACAAGCCAAAAACACUCUAGCAAUGACAAGACUACUCUGUUAUUUUGGCAGAGAAGAUGAAGCCAGUGACUUAGUGUUACGAACAAAUCACGCUGCCUCGGCGUACCACUUGGCUGCGUACUAUGAAUCAAAAAAUAAUGUAGCACACGCCAUUCACUUUUACACGAUAGCCAAAGCUUACACGAACGCGAUUCGUUUGUGUAAGGAGCACGACAUGUUUGAAGAAUUAUGGCCCCUGGCUGUGCUUGCACCAAGGCAGACGCAAAUAGAUGUUGCGAAAUACUAUGAAGAGAAUGAUCAACCAGAUAAGGCUGUUUUAUUGUACCAUAAAGCUGGCCUUUUGCACAAGGCUUUGGAUAUUGCUUUCAGGACUAAACAAUACAGUGCCUUGCAGCUUAUUAUCAUGGACGUUAACGCAGAUUCCGACCCAGCAUUGAUAGAGAAAUGCGCCAGUUACUUUGUUGAAAACGAUCAGAUUGAGAAAGCCGUUGACUUGCUGGCUACAGGAAGGAAGUACAUGGAAGCUUUGGAACUGAUCCAACAGCACAACAUUCUCUUAAGCGAAGAUUUAGCAGAGAAGAUGACCCUGGACAAAGUAGACAAUGAUGUAGAACGCGAGAAAGUUCGAAUCUCUAUAUUACAGAGGAUAGGAGAAAUUGCUUUCGAGCAAGGUAAUUAUCAUUUAGCUACCAAGAAGUUCACUCAAGCUGGAAACAAAUUGAGAGCCAUGAAGGCUUUAUUGAAAUCUGGUGAUACCGAGAAGAUCUGCUUCUUCGCACAAGUCUCGAGGCAAAGAGAGAUUUAUAUAAUGGCUGGGAAUUACCUGCAGUCGUUGGAUUGGCAAAAUCAACCGGAGGUAUUGAAGAAUAUUAUUAAUUUCUAUUCCAAGGGAAAAGCGAUGGAUCUGUUGGCAAACUUUUAUGUUGCUUGCGCGCAAGUGGAGAUCGACGAGUUUCAGAACUAUGAUAAAGCUCUGGAUGCUUUGAAUCAAGCCAGCAGGUGUCUUGCCAAGGUAGUCACACCGAGGGAUCCUGAUAUUCAUAAAAGAGCUGUUGAUUUGGUGAACAACAGAGUAACUGUAAUUAAACGUUACCUAGAUAUCAAGAAGUUGUUCGAUAGGGGCGAAACAGGUGCAGCAAUGCAACAGGUGCGUCAAUUGCUAGACUCUCAAGGACCUGAUUUGGAGCAAUCAGUACGCCGUGGUGACUUGUUUGCAACCAUCACCCAACAUUACAUCGAUAUCGGUGACACGGAUAAAGCACGUGCUAGUAUAGAGGAGUUGAAGCGUUUAGUACCUGGGAUUAAUUUAACGUAUUAUUAUAAUGUAAGCGUGUUGGAAGCACUGGGUUACAAAAUGAAAAUACAAAGAGAAGAAAGCUCUGAGAAGGAAGAUGAUAUAGAGGAACUUUUAGCAACUGGAUUGUUAUGCGGCGCGAUAAUGUCGGACCAUUGGGAAGAAGUCGGAUGGGACAAAGAGGCUCUCAGCCAUGCGAACGUUACUCUCACAUGGUACUUGGACGGACAAGUCGCGUUGCUGGAGCCGGCUUCCGGUCAUAGGAACCAUCAUUCUGGCAGACGACCCACAUUUCUCGUCCCGAUGUACGGCGGUAUUUGGAUCAUGUGCGUCUCCCUUACGGAGGAGGAAAUACGACUACUGGGUCAGGUACGUUUCCCGCAGCAGAGGUGCAUUAACUACUUGACACCCGACGAAGAACACGAGGAGAUUCGUGCCGCCUGGCAAAACCGGAUGCAGAAUUUGAGUAUCUCGUGUUCUCUAGUUUGCCUGAUCAUUCUGGGCACCGCUGUUCUCAUUGGAUUUUUUGGACUGUGCAGGCAUCAGAUAUCGGCGGUUCUCGUUACCGGUGUGAUGUACCUACUGGCAGCCACUUUCGCAUUGUUCACCUUGACGAUCAUUCAUUUCAAAAGAGCCCAGGAUCGAGGGGCACGGAUAUUGGACGGUCCUGAGGAUGGUGUUAUCGGUGGACCGGCUCCGCGUAACGUCCUCAAAGCGAGACGAUUCACCAGCUCCUGGAGCAUGGACUUCGGAUGGGGCGGAGUUACGCUUUGCGCCCUCGCCUCGGCCGCGUGGAUCUUGCUAAGCAAAAUAAUGCGUUUCAGCCCCAUCGCGGCUAUGAUAGCGUAGCAGUGGGAGGCCUUCGAGGUCUAAGGUCGUUUCCAAGAGUUAUGAUACUGUUUCGAUGUCGGCGACCCUUGCUGUGCGCUCGGCAGGAGAGAAUGUUCAUCCAUAAUGUAACAUGGCUCGCUGAUUGGACUGGAAAGCUUCGGUUUGUCCAAAUAUCAAGUGAAUCAGCUGGUUCACUGAUGCGAAUUGCUCGGUGAGAUGUGAAAUUUCAAUCCUGCUUUCAUGAUCAAUCUUGAGGAGUUGUCAAUUCUAUCUUGAAAAUUAAAGAAACUCAGGUGUAUCGCAUAAACUUUGAUAUUUAAGGGGAACAGUUUGGAUACAGGGUCGGGCAUUGGGACAAACUUUCAGUGUAUUUUCUUUUUCAGAAAUUGAAAUGACAAUUGAAAAUGACCACCUCGAAGGCGCAUCAUUUGUUUUAUUAACAGGUAACGUGUGUUGCAUAUUGUUUGUCGAAUCUAGCUUGAAUCUGUGUAAGGCACCACGAGUAAGAAGGAGCACAAUUUUUGGCCAUCCUUCUGAACGCAAUGUUUUGUACAAUUUAUCAAAUAAUCUCUAGUCUUUGACAAAAAAAAAAGAAAAUAAAUAAAAAGAUAAAUAA